AGACGUUGGCAAUAACUCUCUAACGUCUCCUAAAUUUGAAUUAGAAUCGCCCUUGUUUUGUGUUUUGUUUUUUUGGACUUGGUGUUGGUUGUUGGUUGUUCGUGGGCCUUGUUUGAGUCUGAUGAGUGGUGAACGCGUAGUUAUAAAAUAAUAUUCGUAUUGUUUGAGAUUCAUUUUAUAUUACUAUAUGUUAGCUAUGGAAUUUAAAGUUGAAAGUAAGGAAGAGUUUUUGGAGUAUAACCAAAAAGAUACAGAGAGCCAGCUAGACACAUGCAUAGAUCUGAAAAACUUCAAAAAUGACAAUGAUUCAGAAAUGGGAUUUAAAGCUGAAAUUAAGGAAGAGUGUGUAGACAGUUAUCAAGGAUAUAUAGGGAGUCCACUACAUGCAUCUCUAGAUAUUAAAGAAUUGGAUAAUAAAGCAGAUGAAAAUAACCCAGGUUUUUCCCAGAACGAAAUGGAAAUCAUGAAAACUGAACUUGAAUGCACAAAGGAACAACAAAUAAGUGCAAACAUUGAAGAAACAACAUUAAAUAAUUACAUUUGUAAAAUUUGUUUUAAGCAAUUUAACCGGGCACGUUAUUUGAAAUUACAUUUGAGAGUGCACACUGGAGAAAAGCCUUACAAGUGCGAAAUUUGUUUUAAGCAGUUUACUCAGAAAGCUCAUUUAAACGGUCAUUUAAGGUUGCACAUUAGAGAAAAGCUUUAUAAGUGUGAAAUGUGUUUUAAGCAGUUUACUCAAUUAAGUAAUUUGAAAAAACAUUUGAGAAUACACACUGGAGAAACACUUAAGUGUGAAUUUUGUUUUAAGCAGUUUACUCGAGAAAGUGAUUUGAAAAGACAUUUAAGGGUGCACACUGGAGAAAAGCCUUACCAGUGUGAAAUUUGUUUUAAGCCGUUUACUGAAUUAGGUAAUUUAAAAAAACAUUUGAGAAUACACACUGGAGAAACACCUUACAAGUGUAAAUUUUGUUUUAAGCAGAUUAACCGAGAAAGUGAUUUGAAAAGACAUUUAAGGCUGCACACUGGAGAAAGGCCUUACAAGUGUGAAAUUUGUUUUAAGCAGUUUAAUACAGCAGGUGAGUUGAAAGUACAUCUGAGAGCGCACACUGGAGAAACCCCUUACAAGUGUGAAAUUUGUUUUAAGCAGUUUUCUCAAAAAGGUGCGUUAAAAAGACAUUUGAUGACACAUACUGGAGAAAGACCUUAUAAGUGUGACAUUUGUUUUAAGCAGUUUAGUACAGCAGGUCAGUUGAACGUACAUUUGAGAGUGCAUACUGGAGAAAAGCCUUACAAGUGCGAAAUUUGUUUUAAACAGUUUACACAUAAAAUUACUUUGGAUCGACAUACGAAAGUUCACACUGGUGAAAAUGCAUUAUAAGUGUGAAAUUUGUUUUAAAAAUGUAGCUUUUAAAAUUCACUUAAUUCUAUCUAGUGAAAUGCUUCUGACAUUUUUGAUGGUACACAAAUAAAAAAUGCCAGAAUCAUAUAGUUCCAUGAAGGUCACCAUUAAUCAAGAAAACCUAAAGAGAGCUUGGAGCAAAGAUGUGUGGCCAAAGAGUGCAGUGUUAGCAGAGCCUAUUUACAGUAUUUCUCAUGAUCAUCUUUCAGUGCGUCACAGUUUUUCGAUUUCUUUCUUACGCAUUAAAUUGUAUGUGACAGAAAAAAAGGCACGUCGGUGAUUACAUGUCGUCGGUGACAUUUUUAUAACAUUUAUUCUAGUUGUCGAUAGAUGGCGCCAUAAUAAAAAAAUAAUUUUUUUUUUAAUUAGAUAAUAAUAUUACAAAUAUAAUUUGUAUAAUUUAUAAGACUAUACAAAUCAAAGAAAAUACCAUUUUAUAAAUGCAAGAAACACUUUUGAUUUGAUUUUAUUCCAAAUUGAAAAUAAAAUGUGACAACUGUCAGAUUUAACUAAAAUGCAUGUUAGAAUAAAUGUCAUAAAUGUGUAUUAGAGAGAUUUUAGACCCUCUACUUUUUGACGUACGUUAAACGUAAAAAUUUAUACUUGUCAUGCGCAAUGAAUGAUAAAUAAAGGAUAACGUAUU
This is a messenger RNA of Diabrotica virgifera virgifera (western corn rootworm), 2042 nucleotides long. RefSeq names its product zinc finger protein 239-like. Gene Ontology annotation, cellular component: chromosome; nucleus. Bases 188 to 1378 code for a protein of 396 amino acids. The transcript is spliced from 3 exons. Gene Ontology annotation, biological process: regulation of transcription by RNA polymerase II. Gene Ontology annotation, molecular function: chromatin insulator sequence binding; RNA polymerase II cis-regulatory region sequence-specific DNA binding; DNA-binding transcription factor activity, RNA polymerase II-specific. Lineage: Eukaryota; Metazoa; Arthropoda; Insecta; Coleoptera; Chrysomelidae. The record is from RefSeq and is a predicted model, not a curated record.